This is a messenger RNA of Magallana angulata, 1515 nucleotides long. Its product is annotated as dual specificity protein phosphatase 22-like. The record is from RefSeq and is a predicted model, not a curated record. Gene Ontology annotation, cellular component: cytosol. The transcript is spliced from 5 exons. Gene Ontology annotation, molecular function: protein tyrosine/serine/threonine phosphatase activity. NCBI's taxonomy places the organism in Eukaryota, Metazoa, Mollusca, Bivalvia, Ostreida, Ostreidae. The coding region runs from base 177 to 1067 and encodes 296 amino acids. Gene Ontology annotation, biological process: protein dephosphorylation.
GCUUGUAUUUGAUGCAUUCACAAGUAAAACAAAUUGCGUAGUUUGGACGAAUAUUUCUACGAACAACUUGUAAAAAACCAUUAAACCGGAAACAGAUCUCCAGGUAUCGAUAGAAUCUUUGCGUCACACAGUGCGAUUACAUGGUUUACCUGGUUGUGUGUUUAUCCUGAUGCAGAAUGGGAAAUGGGAUGAAUAGGGUUUUACCUGGGCUUUAUGUUGGGAAUUUCCGUGACGCCAAGGACAGUGAGCAACUCAAAGCAUACAAGAUAACCCACAUUGUGUCAAUACAUGACUUUGCCAAAAAACUAAGAGACGAUAUAGAAUACAAGUGUGUACUGGCAAGUGAUACCCCAGAACAGAACCUGGCCCAGUUCUUCCCAGAAUGCAAUGAUUUUAUUCAUGAAGCUCGAGUCAAAGGAGGAAACGUUUUAGUUCACUGUUUAGCGGGCGUGUCGCGGAGUGUGACGGUGACAGCAGCGUACAUGAUGACGGUGACAAACUAUGGAUGGAGGGACUGUUUAAAUGCCAUAAGAGGAGCCAGGUCCUAUGCCAAUCCAAACUUUGGAUUUCAAAGACAGUUACAAAAUUUUGGCGUCGAAAAAUUGACAGCGGAACGUGAGAGAGUUAAAUCCAUGUAUGAGCCUGUGCCUUAUAAUGACAAUGAAGAAAUGAAGCAUCUCUUGGAUGCAUUUCAUAAGUUUGUUUUGCAUGGAGACCCAAAUCGAGAUGAUGGACUGUUAAAUCUACCUCAUAAGGCUUACAAAGACCGUCCAAAGGCAAUUCAUGUAAACUCAGACAAUGUAGAGACUCAAGGUGCGAGUAAAAGUAUGGAUGAUCAAAACAACCAGUCUAAUGAAACUCAGAACCCUCAGACUGUCAGUCAGCAAACCGAAAACAACCAGUCAGAUGACACUCAGGAAUCAGAAACUUUCAGUCCGAAAACCGAAAACAACCAGUCUGGUAACACUCAAACUGGCAGUCAACAAACCGAAAACAAGUCUGGUAACCCACAGGAACCAGAUACUGUCAGUCAGCAAACCGAAAACAUCCAGGAUAAUUUGAACUAGAAUUGAAACUAUCAAAGAAGAGCUUUAUAUUCUCGCAGGACAGGACACACCCCUCAUCCCCACCCCCAAGUAUAGACCCCCAGGUCUUUACUACUGAUUUUUCCCAUUAAAUUAGGGGUAUCCUUUUGUAACACUUGGGAAUAUUUUUCUCUCAAAAUGCUUGUUUUAGGUAAUUUUUCAGAUUGAAAGAAUAAAUUAGUUUAGAGAUGUGUCAUAAAAGGAUAAUUUAAUGGAAAAGAAUAAAGAUGCAGGGGUCUAUUCUUGAGGGAAUUGGGAGGGGGUGGGGGAGGGGGGUGUCCUGUCCUCGAGCACCUGUGUAGCUACUGGCUAGUGAACCAAGGUCCAACAAUUAGUGACUCCAGUCCCAUGCAUUAUAUUAUUGACAAAAUUUAUGCAAUACUGAUAUAACUAUGCAAUAUGAAUAGUAUUAGCAUUUACAUUUACAAAU